Danio aesculapii is the source of this 1473-nucleotide messenger RNA. It is a transcript of the gene srsf9, whose product is annotated as serine and arginine rich splicing factor 9. Gene Ontology annotation, cellular component: ribonucleoprotein complex; cytoplasm; nucleus. NCBI's taxonomy places the organism in Eukaryota, Metazoa, Chordata, Actinopteri, Cypriniformes, Danionidae. The transcript is spliced from 5 exons. The coding region runs from base 291 to 1028 and encodes 245 amino acids. The record is from RefSeq and is a predicted model, not a curated record. Gene Ontology annotation, molecular function: mRNA binding.
CCUUUGUGUCACUUCCUGAUCCGGGGAGGGGAAGCGCGUGCGCUUGUUUAUCCUGUGGUUUUAUCACGAGCUGCAAAUUACACAGUUUUCAGACUGUGGUCCUGAAGAGGAUCCUGUGCUGGCUUUCUUGAACUCGACAUGUGCUGCGUCCGGCAAAGUUUAGAGUUGUAAAUAGAAUUUUUUUGUAGACGGACGGACUAGAGUUUGGAUGUUCUGAAAACACCCCUGACCUGGGAAAACCAAAAACACUCUAUUUCCUCGAAGGCUGCAGGUUUUGUGGAGUUUAAGCCAUGUCGGACGGACGGAUCUACGUGGGAAACCUUCCCAUGGACGUCCAGGAGAGGGACAUUGAGGAUCUCUUCUUCAAAUACGGAAAAAUUCGGGAUAUUGAGCUGAAGAACAACAGAGGCACCAUCCCGUUUGCCUUUGUGCGAUUUGAGGACCCACGGGAUGCGGAGGAUGCCGUCUUUGGAAGGAAUGGAUAUGGAUUUGGAGACUGUAAGCUGCGUGUGGAAUACCCUCGUUCUUCUGGAUCCAAAUUUAGUGGACCUGCGGGGGGAGGAGGAGGAGGAGGACCAAGAGGAAGGUUUGGACCCCCGACUCGCAGAUCUGAGUUUCGGGUUAUCGUGACAGGUCUUCCUCCGACUGGCAGCUGGCAGGACCUGAAGGACCACAUGCGGGAGGCCGGAGACGUGUGUUUCGCAGAUGUGCAGCGUGACGGUGAGGGUGUGGUGGAGUUCCUCAGGCGGGAGGACAUGGAGUACGCACUGCGACGUCUGGACAGCACCGAGUUCAGAUCCCACCAGGGAGAAACGGCCUACAUCAGAGUGAUGGAGGAGCGAGGCACAAGCUGGGGCCGCUCACGCUCUCGGUCCAGAUCUCGAGGACGAUACACGCCUCCAUAUCAGAGCAGAGGGUCACCGCCGCCCCGCUACCGCUCUCCCCCGCGCCACAUGACCCGCCAUAGCCCACCGUCCCGCCGGCCGCCGCUCCAGCACCACAGCCCGCCGCCGCGCCACUAUCGAUGAGCGCACCACAGCCCGUCACCACACCCUUUACGUCUCUUGAUUUCGUAAUUUACAUUCCAUUGUAGGAACCCGAAUGGCCUUAUUCAUCGUUUAUUUCAUGGAGAGUGUGUAACCGAUGCGCAUUCGUUUACAGAUGCUUGUCGAAGAUCUGAAGAUGAAUAACCCGUUUAGUCCGUUGUGAUUAUUUACAUGAGGCAACACGACGAAGGAUGUGCUGUUUAGUGCUUUAUCUGGUCCAUUUCAUAGACAUGACAGUUUUAUUACGUUGUGGGGGGUUUUAUAUAUAAUUUGAGCAGAAGGUCGACAUUUUAAAGAGAUGUUUCUUUAUUGAAUCUCCCCAUGUGAUUGUUUAUUUUAAUUUUUUGGUUUAUUGUUCUGUAUCGUGAGGAUUGUAUGCUUAAUUUUAUUUCUUUUUUCUUUUUUUUAAUUAAAGCAUUGAAUCAGA